GCGGGGCAGCGGGGACGCGGCCAAAGCCCAGAAAGCUGCUGCGGGGGGCGAUGGCCACACCAAGCCCUGGGCCCCGCGAGAUCCUGACUGCCUCCCCAGACGUUGGACGAAGAGCACUUGCCUCACGUUCCAGCCCCCGUGGCUUCUUUUGGCGCCUCAGAGACAAACAGACUCGAGUCGGCCUGUUUGAGAUCGGCCCAGGGCAUGAACUGCAUAGGCUGACAUGUAUGAUGCAGGCAGGACUGUGGGCUGCCACCCAGGUCUCCAUGGACAACCCACCCGUGGGGCCACCCACCCAUGAGGAUUUCUCAGAAGUCAUGACCCAGGUUCAUGAUGAGGGCUUCGAGCUGGGCACCCUGGCUGGUCCAGCCUUUGCCCGCCUGCGCCACUCACUAGGCCUGACAGAAGAGGAUUAUCAGGCUACACUGGGCCCCGGUAGUCCCUACCUGCAGUUCCUCAGCACCUCCAAGAGCAACGCCAGUUUCUUCCUGUCCCACGACCAGCGCUUCUUCCUAAAGACCCAGCGGCGCCAUGAGGUGCAGGUGCUGCUCACCCAUCUGCCCCGCUACGUGCAGCACCUGCAGCAGCACCCGCACUCGCUGCUUGCGCGGUUGCUGGGAGUGCACAGUCUGAGGGUGGCCCAAGGAAAAAAGAAAUACUUCAUCAUCAUGCAGAGCGUCUUCUACCCAGCCAGUCGCAUCUCCGAGAGAUAUGACAUCAAGGGCUGUGAGGUGAACCGCUGGGUGGAGCCAGUCCCUGAGGACAGCCCCCUUGUCUUGGUGCUGAAGGACCUCAAUUUUCAGGGCAAGAUCAUGAAACUGGGGCCCCAGCGGAGCUGGCUCCUCCACCAGAUGGAGCUGGAUACAGCCUUCCUGAGGGAGCUCAACAUAUUGGAUUACAGCCUCCUGAUGGCCUUCCAGCUUCUCCACGAGGACGAGAAGGACCAGUACAGCAGCCUUAUCUUCCACAUGGCCAGGUCCAUGCAGGGUGCCCCGAACUCGGGGGGUGCCGAGGGCCAGAACCGCCGACUGCUGUCCGACGUCCCCAACGCGUUCCAUAUCCUGGAUGGGCCAGAGCAACGCUAUUUUCUGGGCCUGGUGGAUCUAACCACCGUCUAUGGGCUUCGCAAACGGCUAGAGCAACUGUGGAAGAUGCUGCGCUACCCAGGCCGGACCUUCUCCACGGUCAGCCCGGCUCGCUACGCCAGUCGCCUCUGCCAGUGGGUGGAGGCGCACACCGAGUGACCGGUGCCCGGCCUCGUUCUUCCCAUCUGGACACGCGCCUGGACCGCUUUUCCAGCGGGACCCAGGGAGAUAGCCUGCUGUUCCUCCACUUGGCCACAGGAGGGCAGCAUCCCCUAACUAAUGCUGUAACCAUUCAGUCCCAUUCAAUGAUGGUGCUGUGCCCUGCUUUGAGCAAGGAAUCACCCCCUUC
Messenger RNA from Nannospalax galili (Upper Galilee mountains blind mole rat), 1434 nucleotides. It is a transcript of the gene Pip5kl1, whose product is annotated as phosphatidylinositol-4-phosphate 5-kinase like 1. Bases 51 to 1244 code for a protein of 397 amino acids. Lineage: Eukaryota; Metazoa; Chordata; Mammalia; Rodentia; Spalacidae. The transcript has 10 exons. The record is from RefSeq and is a predicted model, not a curated record. Gene Ontology annotation, biological process: phosphatidylinositol metabolic process. Gene Ontology annotation, molecular function: phosphatidylinositol kinase activity.